Molecule: messenger RNA, 447 nt
Organism: Symbiodinium sp. CCMP2592
Lineage: Eukaryota; Dinophyceae; Suessiales; Symbiodiniaceae
Source: the annotation of a GenBank genome assembly
AUGGCGAGUCAGCGUGCUGCAUCAAAGAGGAAAGCCAAACAAGGACAGAGCGCAGCAGCUGCCAACACCGAGAAGGACAACUUGCCCGAAGAGCGGUUGGUGGGGAUCCUCGACCAAGUGGUUCAAGGAGUUCUCAAGGCGCCUCCUCCAACAGCUGCCGGAGUGCCGCAAUCAGUCAUGGAGGUUCUAUGCGGCCUCCACCCGCGAUACCGCGACUGGGCGGAAUUCCGUGCCAUGAAGGCCGGACCGGUCCUGACUUCUCCAAGCCGGGAGUAUCCGAAACUCAUCAAUACCAAAACGACGGUCGGAGGCCUUCGCAAUAAAGGACCCCCCCAAAGGCAUCCGGCUGUAAUCAGAAUCAGUCAGAACGAACACACACUUCCGGCAAAGGUUCGAGGCAUCAUAUUUGCAUUCACGACCUGUCCGUACCCUCUUUUGGGGUCUUGA